This is a messenger RNA of Lachancea dasiensis, 2022 nucleotides long. The record is from the annotation of a GenBank genome assembly. Lineage: Eukaryota; Fungi; Ascomycota; Saccharomycetes; Saccharomycetales; Saccharomycetaceae.
AUGCCUUCGCAUCUACUUCCAACCUCAAAUGGUGUUGACUGGUCGUGUGAACAACCUCCAAGCUACGAUGCGCCAAGUCCAAGGCAGAUUCUGCGGAUAUGUUUGAACUUGAAGUAUCUCAUCGACAAGGUGGUGCCAAUAAUGUACGAUGAGAGUGAUAUUCUGUGCGACCACUCGCGCAUCUUAAACUCUCGCGUUCUUGACCUGGCCAAAGAUGCAUGCGGUGGGGACAAGAAGGACUCUAAGUCUCGCCACAAGUAUGAAUCGGUGCUGGUUUUCUGCUUGUUAAAAGUAUGUGCUUGGUACUGGGACUUGGCAGCCGCAGAAUUGCACAAUGCAGAACUUUACGAUUUGAGGGCUUCCGCUGCACAGCAGAUAUGCAAGCUGAUCAUAGAGGAAGAGGAGGGGAAAAAUGCACAAUUUUUGUUCAUUCACAUGCUCUGUCGUAGAUAUGUCAUAAACGAAAACGAUGAAGACUCUGACCCCGAGAAUGCCUUGGAACUUGCCAUGGACAUGCACUGCACGACAGUGAUCGGCUCCAGUGGCUACCAGAGGUGCCUUAAAUGGUUGUGGCGCGGUUGGAUCGUCCAGAACAAGUAUGAUGAUAAGGAUUAUGUUGUUUGCGAUGCGGUUGCUUCCUCAAAGUUCGGCCAGCAUUUCAGCCCUGACCGCUUGAAAACUCCGAUGUAUCAAAACAUCAUCCAAAUUUUCUUUUCCUUCAUUUUCAUUGCUCUUUACACUUUGGUUGUAAACAGCAAGAACUCCAAGGCCGUGGAUACGUUUGAUUUUUUUGAAGGUGCUUUUUACUUUUUUGUCCUGGGAAGUGUGAUUGAUGAGCUUUUCAAAUUUUACCAUGUUGGAUGGUCUUACUUCGGCUUUUGGAAUGCCUUCAACGAUACCAUGUAUUUCAUCAUUCUCAGUUCCAUGAUCCUAAGAAUUAUUAGUGUAACUCCAAUUCAAACCCGUUAUCCCGCUGAGUACUGGGACAAAAUAUCUUACCGGGUACUCUCGUGUGCCGCGCCUUUGGUUUGGGCUCGUCUCCUACUUUACUUAGAGUCCAGCCGCUUUGUGGGCGCUCUAUUGGUGGUCUUGAAACAUAUGAUGCAAGAAUCCAUCGUAUUUUUCUUUCUAUUGCUAUUAAUUCUAAUAGGUUUCCUGCAGGGGUUUAUCGGUUUAGAUUCUUCGGACGGUAACAGAGAGAUUACUUGGCCCAUCAUCUCGCAGCUAAUGCUGACAGUUCUAGGUGCCGGCAGCUUCGACACGUUUACAGAUUUUGCCCCGCCUUAUGCCGCUGUUCUCUUCUACUCGUACUCUUUUGUCGUUUCUGUCAUUCUCCUCAACAUUCUCAUUGCUCUGUACAGUACGGCUUACCAAAAGGUCAUCGACAAUGCUUUGGAUGAGUACAUGGCACUAAUGGCCCAAAAAACUUUGAGGUACAUCAGGGCUCCAGAUGAGGACGUUUAUGUGCCACCUUUGAAUCUCGUUGAGCUUAUAAUGGCUCCUUUCAUGCUUCUAAUUCCUGUAAAAACAGCCAGACGCAUAACUUACGUCGUCAUGUCCAUCAUUUACUUUCCUUUCCUGCUGGUCAUUGCUAUCAAAGAAGUGAGAGAGGCGAAGCGCGUCUCAUACAAUAGAAUGAAGAAACUGGAAGAUGACGCUAAUGAAACAGAUGUCGCAUGGAACCUUACUGAUGGUUACGUAGAUGAGGCAGAUGGUUGGAUCCCAAGCAGCGAAUCUUCAGGUAUCAUGGCAACUCAAAAAAAGAAUAAGAGGUCUCUUCAACUUCAAAAAGAGGCCGAAAACUCGGAUCCAAAUUUCAAGGUACACGCCGAUUGGUUUGAAAGUGUCAAGCAGUCCGUUCAACCAGUUGGUGAUGGAUUUAAGUCGGGUAUUGGCUGGGAAUCCUACGCUCUUUACGAGGAGAUGAAAGAGCAGAAGGAGAUUUCCAACAAGAAGGUUGAAGACUUGACUAAGAUGGUCGAAGAAUUAACCAAAAUGGUGAAGGACCUUUCUACCAAAUAA